GGGAGGGCAACAUGUCAGGAAGCUACAAGCCUCCUUGUUGUGCCUACUGAGUGGGCUCCGUCUGAGGAGUCUUGCAGAAGGAGGUCCCUAGUUAAGGCUUAACUAAAAAGGUCGUGGUCUGCCUCACAAGCUACUGUGUUGUAAACACUUAUCUGGGAGUUGGAGCUCCUUAGGAGGAGAAGCGUGCCAGGGACAGAGGGGGAGAGGGAGAAGAGCAGAGCACUAGAAGCGGCAGCAUGGACUCAGCCCUGUGUGCACUAGAGCUUCUUGGCGUGUUCCUCUCGCUGAGCGCCUGGCUCUUCUCGCUGGCCACCACCCUGAUGUCCCAGUGGUUGACGCUGUCUACGGACCUCCUGCCCGCCGAGAGCUACGAGCUGGGCCUGUGGGGCACGUGCGUGGUGCAGGAGCUGGGUGUACUGGAGUGCAAGUCAUACGACAGCCUCCUCGGCCUCCCCGCCGACAUCCGCCUGGCCAGGAUCCUGAUGUGCGUGGCGCUGGGGACUGGCUUGAUGGCCGUGAUGUUCACCAUCCCUGGGAUCUAUGUGGUCAAGAGCUGCAGAAGCAUAGACACCCUCAAAAGCAAGAGGAACCUGAAGAUGCUCGGGGGAACGCUCUGCUUCGUAGCAGGCAUCCUGGGCCUCAUGCCUGUGUCCCAUAUCGCCCACCUCACUGUCCAGAGGUUCUUCGACAAGACCGUCCCUUACGUGGUUCCCCGUUGGGAGUUUGGAGAUGCCCUUUUUUGGGGCUGGACGGCAGCUUUCAUGCACCUUGUCGCUGGGAUCCUGCUGGUUUCCUCCUGCUUCUGUUUUCAGGUGGAUCCCUUUCCAAUGCCAGUGGCCAUACCACUGCAGGGAGGACAGAGCAGCCCUGCACUCUCUCCAACACGGAGGACGGAAUAUGUGUGAGAGCACAUCAUUUUCUUGAAAAGCAGAGAUUUACCUACGAGUAUUCUGCUUCCACUUCUCAUACUGCAUUGUGCUGCAUGGACAGUACUUUGGUUAGACGAACUUACUGAACUGUAAUAUUUUGAACAUGAUAGCAUAAAUGGAUAAGAUCCAAAAUAAAAGCAUAUCAUGCUGCUCCUUCACUACACACUUUUCAAUCGAAGAGGUAAUAAAACUUACAUGUCAAAGAUUCCAAAAAUUCCAAAAUGCACACAGCAUACAUUUAUAAAUCAGCUGUGAGGAAAUAAGACUGAUUUGUACCCAGAUCAUCUGGGCGAAAGUGAAUAUGAAUGUCAUCAGAAUUAUUUCAUAUUUAAUAAUCCAGUCAUUCAUCUAAACGUUGGGAAAUGGAGCAUAACUUAAAACAGUAAGACAACGUGACUGUUAGUGAUGUUAUUUGUGCUGCCACAGAAACCAUCUCUUUUGUUUGUUAUUAUGGUUUUGGAAACAGGGCGCUAGUAGAAAGGCAGAAGUGAUUCUACCCAUGUCUGCAAAUAAGCUGUCAUCAGUUUAUUUUGGAAUGUGGGUAAUUCAGUCUGAAUUACAGAUCAUUAUUAAAAAUGGAAAGGUUUUUUGUCCAGUAGUACUGAGAGUAGUGAGAAAUAAAAACAAAAAGACAAUUAUAUAUAUAUAUUUAUAUAUAUAUAUAUAUAUAUAGAG
Electrophorus electricus (electric eel) is the source of this 1604-nucleotide messenger RNA. RefSeq names its product claudin-24. Gene Ontology annotation, cellular component: bicellular tight junction; membrane. Gene Ontology annotation, molecular function: structural molecule activity. Lineage: Eukaryota; Metazoa; Chordata; Actinopteri; Gymnotiformes; Gymnotidae. The record is from RefSeq and is a predicted model, not a curated record.